CAAAGGUGUGAAUUCAUGAUCCCUGGCACUUCCCCCAGAGGGGUGCAAACAUUUGGCUGGUGUCUGCUUGGAGCUGAUGGUUCCCCAUCUAAGUAGCUGUGAGCCAUGUCAAGAGGCCUUGCUUAAAGCUAGGCUCCCAAGCACUGCUCUGCAAACCGUCUCCCACACGCCGCAUACCAAGGUCGUGUUGUGCUUUUCCCUGAGAACGCAUCCCUGCUGCUCCAGGACCUGCAGCUCAGCGACAGCGGGGUCUACAGCGUCACCUUCAAACAGCAGAUUCAAACCAGGCACAUCACCUUAACUGUGUACAGGCAUCGUUUCACCUCUGAAGAUGACAAUACCUCAGUACAAGACCUAAAAGCAAUAAUGGCCUACACUGUUGGAGGCUGUCUCAUCUUGUUCCUUCUGCUCUUCCUUCUCUACUGCAAGUGGCAUUUUGGUACAAUUCUUCUGAAGACAUCUAGAGUUAUAAGGCAGCAAGAGUCUCUCAGUCAUGAUGAGUCCUACAUGGAGAACAAGCUGAGAAGGGAUAUAUCCACAGUCUAUGCGCUGAUCGGCAGUGACCAGACACAGCCCAGAGUAAUGCCAAAAGUUGAAUGCGGUCUGUAGCUGUCCAUUGACAGGAACAUGGCCUAACGUAACAGACUGCCUGGGCUGUGAUCGUCUUGGGCAGCAACUGAGGGACUGUCUAGCAUUAGACCUCCACAACCUACCUGAGAAAAAAUUGUAACAUCAACCAGACAACUAACUCCUUGAGGUGAAUAGGACACCUUCACCUCUGAUGCUGGCUCUGCUCCUGGGGAUGCUGCAUGUGCCCCAUUCUGGACUGGUGACUCUGCCCACACCGUGGGCAGGGAAAGUGGGAACUGGAGCUCCUAAGUGUAAGCUGAGAUGAUGAACUUGCACUACCAUUAAUAUACAGUUCCCUUUCCCUUUUUCCCCUACAACAUCUGAGAGUAUACAGAUACCGGCCGGUGUGUGUGCAGCGCUGGGAACUCCUCCUGACCAGAGAAGGGAGUCUUAUGGCAAUCACAAAUAAUUUGGGAAAGACACAUCUAUAGGAUUUCUCAGUGAGAAGAACUAACUGAGAAUACAGGAUGCCAAAUGCAUGGCACUUUCACUGUGAAAAGAGACUACACACUGUUGGGACUGAAAUGCUGCUGUUAUUUUCUCCACGUCUCUUGACUGAGCCAUGUGCCAUUUCCCACAGAAAUGGGCUGGUGAUGACAUCUGGGGUCCAUAAAGCCUUACCAAUGGAUCCUUGCUUCUUUUUUAAAGAUCUCCAGUAAGAGCAAUUUCAGGACACUUCUGAGAGAGGAAACAACUCCCAUGCAUCCUUUCAUGUACUGGGGAAGGCAAAUUGAACGUACGUCAUAUCUGCAGCUGUAAAAUGAGGAAAUUGUAUUUCACAUACUUAUCUGCUCAAAUCCUGAUCCCUAAGGAAAGGGAGAAGAUACUGAUUCCUGCCUGUUUAUGGACUAAACCUCUCCAAGCAUUACAGAGGUGGGGGGCUCAGGUUGUCUGUAAUCAUACACUGAGAUGCAGUGCUGUUUUGGAGAGCUUCAGUUUCUCUCUACCCAGAAAAAGUCCAGCAGGUCAAUGGAGAUGUCAAGGUGUUGUUCUAUCUGUCUCAUCAUUGCUGUCCUCUGAGCUGUGAGUCUUCCUCCUGAGGGAGGAAAACACCCAGUGAAGGCUUUCAGUUCCUUUCGGUGCCCUAUGGACAUCUAUAAUCAGCAGCUCCCCUCCUCAUGGUCUCUGCUGUGGCCAUAUCCCAAGGCAAGGAGACACAGGCUCUUCCCCACAUUGCUGGAUGCUCAACUUCAUUCUGCUUUUCCACAGUAAGUCUGGGAAGGCCUGAGGUGGAGGGUUGUACUACGUGGGACCAAAUGGUGCCUGACUAGGACCAACAGAAGGGGGAUGUAGAUGGUGGUGUCCACGGUGGUUCAAUCCAGAUGUGACCCACUGCAGCACUAUGACUCCACUGUAACUGUAGCUUGGGGUUUAUUCCUGAUGAAUGUUGGGGGUCAUGAAAGUUGACAUCUGCACUGAGGCUGUGGUAGGAAGAGACCUUUUCUGAUGCCUUUUUUUGAAACAAAGGACUUAGAAGGCACAUUAGGUAUUGGAGAAGUGGGUGGUUUCCCUAAAUUGGAGGAUCAGCUUACUGAAUUUGGCUGUGCUGUGCUUUUCCCUGAGAAUGUAUCCCUGCUGCUCCAGAAUGUGCAGCUCAGCAACAGUGGGGCAUGCAGCGCUGCUUUCAGAUAGCAGACCCCCAGCGGACACGGAGCCUUAUCGUGUAUGGAUGCUGUUCCACCCCUGCUGAUGCAGGCAGUGGUAGCGGUAUGUGGGGGUGAUGCUGUGAUCAGGAAUGACACUCUGAUGCCCCCAGCCACACAUUCAGGCAGGAGGGAGGUAGUCAGGGCUCAGAUAACUCUCGCUCACCUGUGGGUGAUGGAACUCUGCCAUGAAGUCAGGCAGUUUGGAGUAGGUCACACAGGCUGCUAUAAAUGGUUCUGCCUUCUGUGAGAUUAAAGCGCUGGUGCAAGAGCUUCCUGCUGACAGGUAGGAAUUUGACUAUAUGAGUGACAAUAUGAGUCACAUCUUACUAGUCUGCAGGAAACUUGUAUUACCAGUAGUUAAUAUGGAUCUGAGAAGCCGGCCAAAAACUAGUUCCUGGAUGUAAAUCUUCUGUAAUGACUGGGAGGGGAAAAGGGAGUGUUGACAAGGCUGUGACCAGGGAAGAAGCAUAUACAUGAAGAGGCUGUAUGUACAAGUCUGUGCUAACAGAAUGUAGCAGGUAACAUAAAUACCACGGGUUUGGUAAUAAAAGACAUGGCAAGUCACCUUGGCAGAAGAGUCAGAUUCCCAGGCAGGAUGUGUCCCAUUGCUAAACUCAGUGGGGUUUGUGUUUGUGGUCAUAUUCUGCCAUUUAUGCAUUUUUAAUCUCUGCCUGUCUUUAUUAUUUUUGGUGCUUUGCAGAUCCUUUUCUUACUGUGAGGUGGCAGUUUCCAAUCCUUUAGACAGAUAAUAGUUCUUUUUCAAUUCAGAGACACACCAGGUACAUAUGUAAAUCGAGAGCUGUUCUGCAGGCAGAAGGCCCAGCCUGGCCUUACCCAGCCCAGCAAGCACUUUUUCACCAGACAUGUUUCCCUGUGUUGGCGGAAGCCAAGGACCACGAGGAAUUGCCUAUGUGCAGGGCUCAGAGGAGAAAGGCCAGAGAGCCCAAAGGUUCUCUGCACACUGCAGCACCUGAAAAAAUAAACCAUCCCCUCUGGGCUACAGACAGCAUGCUGUCACGGAGGCCUGAUGGUCUUCAAGCACUUCACCACAGGGCUCUGGUCAUUCAGGAGAGGUUUUGAAUACAGCACUAAGCCAGCAUAGCAGAGUUGUGCCUGGCAAUUAUAGAGCCUGGACACACAGCUGUGCUGCAAUCCCUGCUUCCCUUAGGGCCCCAGCCGCUGUGCCUGCGGGGGUCCCCAGCGCCUGGGCACGCUUUGGCCUCCCAGGGCUCUCCCAACAGUGCUGGCUGCGCCCCAGGUCUGCCGAGAGGGUCUCUCCUGAGGUGCCUGCAGGACCUGGCCCUCCCAUGCUGAGCCUGUGCCAGCAUGUACAUGGGGGCCUGCCCAGGGCCUGUGAGGGGCCAGGGAGGCAGGGAGCCAAGGAGAAGAGCCGCCUCUGCAAGGCCCAGGGCAGCACAGAGCUGGGGAGAGGAAAACUGCUGCUGCUCCCCAGACACCAGCUCCCAGGUGGGCUCAGGAACUGGGCCCAGAGGGCUGGAGGCCCAGACGCAGUGAUGGGGAGUCCCCGUGGGCGACUGCCCACACAAGGCGGUGCGGGUGCCCACGGCAACGGCAGGGCUCUGUGAUGGUGGUGGCAUCGUGGCCACAAGGCCACUGUGACAGGGGUGUCCCCGUGGUGACUUGCCAGGGCCGGAGCGCCCCGGGGUCCCCACUUGAGCAGAGCGACUCCAUCAGGAGGGAGCAGCUCCUCUUGGUGCCGGCGUGGUUGGUGUCCGGCAGCGUAUUUGGAGACGCCCAUGGAGCGGGAGGCGAAGCCCUGUUCCCAGCCUGCAGAUGGGCACCCCAGCACGCGGGAGCGCAGCGAGGUGGGCCACCAGGAGCCACCCGCCGCGACGCAGCGGAGCCAGAGCUCGGCUUCGUCCCACCAGAGGGACAGGCUGCCUCUGCUCCCCCGCCCAGAGAGCUCACAGGACUCUGAAGAUGGCAGCACAAAGACAGUCAGGGUGGAGCAGCGGGUGGUUCUGCCCUGCCGGAGUUUGACCAGAGAAGAGCUGCCACUUGUGCCAUGCUUGCCGCCUCUCCCCACCAAGGCAGCAAGCCAGGCAGAUGUGUCCCUGCGCACAGGUAGAGGUCAAGCGGCAGCAUCUACAAGGCCUCUCAAGCUGCCCGCUCUGCCAACAUCCGCGGGACGCUCUGCCAGAAGCAGGCCCGAAGAACUGGAAUGGCCUGCUGAGAACUCUGCAGCAGAUGACUGCAGGGAAGACCUCCCACUUGAUAGUGGCAGUCCCCUUCGAUUAUCCAAGCAGGAUGCUUCUGCUUUCACUGGGGCAAGGGAAGAACAUUUCCCUGCCAUGCCCGAGGCCAGGCCUAGCUCUUCCACAUCAGCACUGGCAACACCAAGGCCAUCGCAAGGCCACGGCAGCAGGAUCACUCUUCCCCCGAUCAGCCGGCAGCCUUCAAGACACUCCUCCUUUCUCCUGGGAUCCCAGAGCGCUGCUGAAGGGACAAGCCGAGGUGGCCCAGCAUCCCUGGAGUGGGACAAGCCCUGGCCAAGAUACCCCGUGCUGCCAAGUCGGCGACAGGUGCCGGACACGAGGGUGCAGAGCCACAACUCGAUGUCGAGCGAGUCCUCAGCGUCGCAAGGCGGAGACACCAGCAGCAGAGUCACGGCAGAGGAGGCUGGACUCACCAGCAGCGAGAGCCCCAGCUCCAGCUCCAGCUCCAGCCUCUCCUUCACUGAGGUACUGCAUGGCUCUGCAGAAGACGGCCUUGCCAGGCCCCACGGGGAAAUGGCCCAAGCCGACUCCUCGUCGCCUUCCCUGCCUGAUUUUGCCACCCUUGGCCAUGCCCUCCACGACCUGGACAUCGCAGGGAGGGCUGAGAGCCCGGGCCCUGCCCCACACAGCCCCACACCAUCUGACGCCUCUCUUGACGAUGUAGUCAACUUGCUCGUCUCUGCAGCCUUGCAGUCAGCCGUGGACGUGAGCAGGAGAGCUAUCCGCAACUGCCGCACGUGCAUGAGGCUGCGGAGGAGCUCAGCGUGGCUGCACCACGGGGGCUGCUGGCACACGCGCUCUGUUCGGCACCUCCGCCAAGCACAGUCCAGGACCAGACGGCACCACAUGCGGAAAGCACAGCCCCGGUGCGUCAGCAAGGACCUGCUCCCCAUGCUCGUGGGGGCAAGCGUGCCAGCUUUCCUGGGCAGAGGCAGAAGGUCAGGGCAUCCCAGACAGCCACCAACAGCAAGGGGCCUACAACAGCAGCAGGAGCAGGAGGAAGCAGCGGGAACCAGAGUCCAGGCAGCGCUGGAGGAAGAGCAAGGGGAGCUGACAGGGGAGGAAGCAGGGCAGCAGGAUGCUGACAGAGACCUGCCAGAAGAGCAGCAGCUGGAGGACUCUGCCUCUGUCCACGUGAUCUGGGUCCGACCGAGCUUCCAGAGCCUAUUGGCGGGGACACGCACGCACCACAACGAGGAGGUGCCCUGCUCGCUCGACAGUGAGGCCACAGACGCUGACAGAGGAGCAGCAGGCAACCCGCAGUGCGCGCCUCUCCCCCAGGCAGCGGCCACAGGAGCCGAGGCCGAAGAUUCGCCCUUGGCCGGAGGCUCUCGGCAAGAGGGGACCAGCACGCCUCUCCCCACGGCAGGCUCCCCAGAAGCAAAACCAGCAGCUUCGCCCUCGGCUGGAGGCCUUCGGCACCAGGUUCCCUCUGAGCACAAAGCGGAUGUCAAUUCAUCCUCCUCCUCCAGAGACAUGCCAGAGGAUGACCCAGCCGUCGCCGCCCUCCUGGACCCACCGGCUCCCAGGCAACGGCCCUCGCUCCUCACGACGCUGCUUCAGGCUCUGCACAGAGCUUUCUCCUGCAGCUGUCUCACGGGGCAACGAGAGGGACGAGGGCAGGAUGCACGUGCCAGGCGGCUCCCCUGACGUCGCAGCUGGCCUUGUGGAUGCGGAGCGCAAAGAGGGAGAGCAACACAGACGCACGCAAUGGUGCCAGAGGUGUUCAGCUUGCCUCAGAGCACCUGCCACUUGCUGCCUCAGCUCAUGGCACAAAAGGAGGACCUGCCGGCUUGGAUGGGCAGCCAGAGCCAUGCUCUGUCCUGGGGGCAACACAAAAACUGCCCCAGAGCACUCCUGCUGCUAGGGAGACCCAACAACCCUGCCGGAGACGAGGGUCUUCGAGGACAAACACGGACUCGCGCAUGGACUCGUGCAUAAAGCCUCGUCAGGCUAGGGCCAUUUCCUGCUUGGAAUAAAAUCUUGGGGACUUGUUACUUGGUGUCAGUGACCUCUCAAGAGACAGACUAGUGCAGGCAACGCCAGUGAAGGCAGACAGAGCUGGAGAGAAACCCAUUUGCUGAGCUACAGAAACACAGAGCAGCUGGGGCGGGAGGGGGCUCCUGAACAUCUCUGCUCCAACCUGCUGCUGCCAGGUCAGGUUUCCCUGGGCCUGGCACUAUCGAGGUGUGACUGUCCGCAAGGACGGAUUCCCCCAUGACCCUGGGCCCCUGCUCCAGUCUUGGACCACCCUACUGCCCUGUGGCAUCUAAGGCCCCUCCAUAGCUUCAGCCUCUCGAUUUUGCCCCCACGCACAGGUAGCAACACAACAGGAUGGCAAGGCCUCAUUGCAAUGACACAGCAUGGCCUAUGCUAAAGGAAAGCCCCUCAUCAGCAAGUGAGGACAGAACUCGGGUGAAACCAGUGCAGCAGCGGGUGCUAAGGGCAACCCAGUGCGGAGCACGACCCUCUCACGGGUAAAACCCAGAGCUAGGCAGCGGCUGGAACAACUAAGGCAGCAGCCGUGGCAUCUCUGUCCUGCUUAUGCAGCUGCCCCCGAGUCAGCCUCGCAGGAAAUCUGGUCAGUAGUUGGACACCAGGAGCUAUGCAGCCAUCCGUCUGCACCAGGCCAGAGCAGGCAGCAACAACCAGCUCCCCAAGGAGUCCCUGGCAAUAGCAAAGGCAGAGGUGGCGGAGCCCAGGGCAGCUCCCCAGACCACCGCGCUCUCAGCACAGGGAGGCUUCAUGCGCAUAUGCAGACGGUUGGAGACAAACCUCUCUGGUGAGUGCCAGCCACCCUCCGCAGCCCACCCUGGCCAUUCCCGGGGCACAGGGAGGCUCAGGGAGAGAAGAAAUCGCUCUGCCCCAGCCUGCCAGGGCAGCAGGGUCUGCGUGCAGAGCAGGCAGGUCCUGCCAGUGAGGGGGAAGGAUGCGAGGAGGAGUGGAUGGAUACUGCGAGUCGACAAUUCACCACCCCGAUAUCUGCUGGAGGGACAACGCAGGAAGGCACAAGCAAUCCAGGAGGUGCCUGGAGAGUAUCAGCAGAACUUCCUGAUACGGGUGGUAGAGGAGCCAGUGAGGAGAGGUGCUCUGCAGGACCUCAUAUUUACAGACAGGGAGGGGUGUAUUCACUCUUAGUUCAUUACCAGUUAAAUUGGAUCCAAGGGCUCUUGAGGUGCAGUGGAAGCAUAGCAUUUCCUUAAAGGAAAAGUUUUUGACUGUGACCUUUGCUUGGCCAAGAAGUUUCUCGGAGAAGGAAGAAAGUACCUGAAAAGCCUUGUUCUUGUCUUGUAAGCAGACACCGUAUUGGUGAGGCUUAUUGUCACCAUUGCUGCCGGGUGCUCUUUCCUGUAGCUAGCUAGAGCAAAUAAAGCUUCUGUUCCG
Molecule: messenger RNA, 7897 nt
Organism: Dromaius novaehollandiae (emu)
Lineage: Eukaryota; Metazoa; Chordata; Aves; Casuariiformes; Dromaiidae
Exons: 8
Coding region: 4034-6163 (709 amino acids)
Source: RefSeq, a predicted model, not a curated record